Candoia aspera is the source of this 2926-nucleotide messenger RNA. It is a transcript of the gene ESF1, whose product is annotated as ESF1 nucleolar pre-rRNA processing protein homolog. The coding region runs from base 119 to 2623 and encodes 834 amino acids. Gene Ontology annotation, molecular function: RNA binding. Gene Ontology annotation, cellular component: nucleus. The record is from RefSeq and is a predicted model, not a curated record. Gene Ontology annotation, biological process: rRNA processing. The transcript has 14 exons. NCBI's taxonomy places the organism in Eukaryota, Metazoa, Chordata, Lepidosauria, Squamata, Candoiidae.
GUGAUCGACGCGUGGUCUGUUCAGGCGCAGUUAAACGAGUGGAAAUCUUGGUAGAGGUAAUAGCGCGAUUGAUACGUAAUAAUAAUUCAGAUUUGUUGCAUUUUUUAAAAAAGCAAGAAUGGAAUCUAAGAAGGAACUCAUGAGUGACAAGAGGUUUUCUCGCAUCACAAAAGACCCUCGAUUUUGGGAAAUGCCAGAAAAGGACCGCAAGAUCAAAAUUGAUUCAAGAUUUCGGGCUAUGUUUCAUGACAAAAAAUUCAAGUUGAGAUAUACUGUGGAUAAGCGAGGUCGACCGAUUAAUCGCAACUCUACAGAGGACCUGAAACGUUUUUAUGACCUUUCUGAUUCAGAUUCUGAUAUUUCAGAGACUGAUAGUAAGCAGACUGAAAAGAAAACAAAUCAGAAAAAGGUCAAAUCUAAAAGGGAAAAAAGCUCCCAAAAGUCUUCUGUUGGUAGGCAAGCAAGCAAGCAGGCAGAUAAGAUUUCACCUGUCUCACAGUCAGAUAUUUUAAAAACUGAAGGACAGAAAGGCAAAUCAUCUAAACCUGAAAAGGAUAUAAAAGAGAAAAAUGCAACUGAAUUUCCACAAGACCUCACAGUUGCGUCCACAAAGCAGAACAAUUCCAGUUAUGAUGAAAUUUCUAAACAGAGUAUAUGUAAAAAAUCUUCAAGGAAAAUUGUAAAAGAAAAAGCAAUGGGAAAUUACACAAAUGAUUUCUCUGCCAGCCAUGUCAAGAAAGCAUAUAUGAAAAAUAAAAGUUGUAAAGUUGAAGACAGUUCUAAUCUCCAAGAAUCAAAAAGCAGUGGGGAAAGUGAAGAGGAAAAUAAGUUAGAAGAUGAUAGUGAUCUGGAAGAGGAAAGUGAUUUGGGAGAUGAUGGAGGAACAAGAGAGGGAAGCAGUUCAGAAGAUGAAGAAGAAUCAGUGACUGAAAGUCAAACAGAUGGUGAUGAAAAUGACAGUGGGCCAGAUUUGGCAAGGGGGAAAGGUAAUCUUGAAACCAGCUCCGAGGAUGAAGAGGAAAAUGAUUUGUUGGAGAUAUUUCCCAAAGGCCCUGAAGUUAUACAUGAGUGGGGGGAACUGGGGAAAGGUGCCCCACAAGCAGAUCAGAUCACACACAGACUGGCAGUUUGUAACAUGGAUUGGGAUCAAUUGAAGGCAAAAGACCUACUGGCUUUACUUAACUCAUUUACACCCAAAGGUGGUGUUAUUUUUUCUGUAAAGAUUUACCCUUCAGAGUUUGGAAAACAGAGAAUGAAAGAGGAGGAACUGAAAGGCCCUGCAGAACUAUUAAGCCUUCCUCAAAAUGUCACAGAAAAAGACAGCCUUUAUAAGGAGAAAUUGAGAGACUAUCAAUUCAAACGACUUAGAUACUUCUAUGCAGUAGUUGACUGUGACUCCCCUGAAACAGCCAAUAAAAUAUAUGAAGAGUGUGAUGGAUUGGAAUUUGAAAGCAGCUAUUCUUUUGUGGACUUAAGAUUUAUUCCAGAUGAUGUGACAUUUGAUGAUGAGCCAAAGGACAUGGCCUCUGAAGUGGACGGGGCUGCUUAUAAACCAAAGUACUUCACAUCUGCUGCUGUGGCAACAUCAAAGGUAGACAUUACGUGGGACGAGACAGAUCAAGAAAGGGUGACUUCUUUGAGCAGAACUUUUAAAAAAGAUGAACUUCUGGACAUGGACUUCCAAGCUUAUUUGGCUUCAUCGAGUGAAGAAGAAGAGGAAGAGGAUGAAAAAGAAAAAGGUGAUGAUGAAACACAUGUAGUAGAUGGCAGUAAACCUAAAGAACACCCCAACGAUGAUGAAGACCAGAUAGCAAAAUACAGAGAGCUUCUUCGGAGCGUUCAGGAAAAAGAAAGGAAGCACGAAGAAACUGAUAUGGAAAUGGAAAUUAAAUGGGUUCCUGGUCUGAAAGAAAGUGCUGAAGAAAUGGUAAGAAACAAGCUAGAAGGCAAGGAUAAACUGACUCCGUGGGAGCAAUUUCUAGAAAAGAAGAAAGACAAAAGGAAAAUGAAGAAAAAGCAAAAGGCUGCCACCGUUAAGGAAAUGCUGACGGAAGAUGAAUGCCCAUCUGAUGUUGAUUUCAAUGAUCCAUACUUUGCUGAGGAACUUGGGAAAGCAGGUUUGAAUAAAACAUUAAAGAAAGGAGAAGUUGUUAAGGAAAAAGAAGUUGAUGCUGAAAAGCAGAAGGCUGAAAUGGCUCUGCUGCUGAUGGAGGAGGAGGAUGAGGAUGAAAGGAGACACUUCAAUUAUGACAAGAUAGUAGAACAGCAGAACCUGAGCAAAAAGAAACAAAAGCUGCUAAUGAAAAAGAAGGAACUGCUGACAGAUGACUUCCAGGUAAAUGUUGCUGAUGCCAGAUUUCAAGCCAUGUAUACUUCACAUUUGUUUAAUUUGGAUCCUUCCGAUCCAAACUUUAAGAAAACAAAAGCAGUGCAAAAGAUUUUGGAGGAGAAAGCUCGCCGAAGGCAGCAGGGGUCAACUGAGGCAAAGGGGGAGCAGGACAUUAUGGCAGAGAAGAAAUGUGUUGCCAAAAAACCUCUAGAUCCUGCAUUGUCGAUGCUAAUCAAAUCUGUCAAGAAUAAAACAGAACAAUUUCAAGCAAGGAAGAAACAGAAAGUUAAGUAAGUUGACUGAAGAGUUUGAAGAUGAAGUGGACUUUCAAAGAAAACACAUUUUAUUUUAAGAUAAACAUUGGUCCUUGAACCUUUCUUCACCUUUUCUUCCAGUUCAAGCUUAAAUGCUUAUAAAAAUCUUGCCAGAGGAAUUGCAAAUGAAGCUAUCCUAAAAGUAAUGUAACUUAUUGGGGUUAUAUUAAAAAAUGAGAUUGCUUUCAUAACAUGAGCUGGGAUUGGCUCUUGAACAUUUUUAAAUGGGGAAAAGUGUUUUGGAUAUCUGCAAUCAUAUUAAUAAAAUGGAUUAAAUAGAAAA